AUGAAGACAAGUAAAACCAUUCAGUGUGGAAAGUACUUCAAAUAUAGAUCACAGUUUUCUGUGAAGCAAAGAAUACACAGAGGAGAGAAACCUUCAGAGUGUGGAAAGAAAUUCAAUCAGAGUAGAAAUCUCCAACAGCAAAGAAUAUGCAAAGAUGAUAACCGUUUUGAAUGCUCUGAGUGUGGAAAGAGAUUCAGUAGCAAUGGCCAUCUUCAACGGCAUCAGCGAACCCACACAGGUGAGAAACCAUUUGAAUGCUCAGAGUGUGGAAUGAGAUUCAGUCAGAGUGGCAAUCUUCAACAGCAUCAGCGAACCCACACAGGUGAGAAACCAUUUGAAUGCUCAGAGUGUGGAAAGAGAUUCAGUAGCAAUAGCCAUCUUCAACGGCAUCAGCGAACCCACACAGGUGAGAAACCAUUUGAAUGCUCAGAGUGUGGAAAGAGAUUCAGUAGCAAUGGCCAACUUCAACAGCAUCAGCAAACCCACACAGGUGAGAAACCAUUUGAAUGCUCAGAGUGUGGAAAGAGAUUCAGUAGCAAUGCCCAACUUCAACGGCAUCAGCGAACCCACACAGGUGAGAAACCAUUUGAAUGCUCAGAGUGUGGAAUGAGAUUCAGUCAGAGUGGCAAUCUUCAACAGCAUCAGCGAACCCACACAGGUGAGAAACCAUUUGAAUGCUCAGAGUGUGGAAAGAGAUUCAGUCAGAGUGGCAGUCUUCAGUAUCAUCAAAGAACCCACACAGGGGAGAAACCUUUUGAAUGCUCAGAGUGUGGAAAGAGAUUCCGUCAGAGUUGCAGUCUUCAGUAUCAUCAAAGAACCCACACAGGGGAGAAACCUUUUGAAUGCUCAGAGUGUGGAAAGAGAUUCUGUCAGAGUGGCGAACUUAAAAAGCAUCAAAGAUCCCACACAGGUGUGAAACCUUUUGAAUGCUCAGAAUGUGGAAAGAGAUUCAGUCACAGUGGCCAUCUUCACCAACAUCAGAUAACCCACAGAGGUGAGAAACCUUUUGAAUGCUUAGAGUGUGGAAUGAGAUUCAAUCGGAGUGGUAGUCUUCAACAGCAUCAAAGAUCCCACACAGGUGAGAAACCUUUUGAAUGCUUAGAGUGUGGGAAAAGAUUCAGUCGGAGUGGUAGUCUUCAACAGCAUCAAAGAUCCCACACAGGUGAGAAACCUUUUGAAUGCUUAGAGUGUGGAAAGAGAUUCAGUCACAGUUCCAGUCUUCAAGAGCAUCAUAGAACCCACACAGGGGAAAAACCUUUUGAAUGUUCAGAGUGUGGGAAGAGAUUCAGUAAGAGUCGCAAACUUCAAGAGCAUCAUAGAACCCACACAGGGGAAAAACCUUUUGAAUGCUUAGAGUGUGGAAAGAGAUUCAGUCGGAGUGGUAAUCUUCAAGAGCAUCAUAGAACCCACACAGGGGAAAAACCUUUUGAAUGUUCAGAGUGUGGGAAGAGAUUCAGUAAGAGUCGCAAACUUCAAGAGCAUCAUAGAACCCACACAGGGGAAAAACCUUUUGAAUGCUUAGAGUGUGGAAAGAGAUUCAGUCGGAGUGGUAAUCUUCAACGGCAUCAAAGAUCCCACACAGGUGAGAAACCUUUUGAAUGCUCAGUGUGUGGAAAGAGACUCAGUUGGAGUGGGAAUCUUCACCAACAUCAGAGAACCCCCAAAGGUGAGAAACUUUUUGAAUGUUCAGAGUGUAGGAAGAGAUUCAUUACAAGUGGUCAUCUUCAAGAGCAUCAAAGAACCCACACAGGGGAAAAACCUUUUGAAUGCUCAUUGUGUGGAAAGAGA
Molecule: messenger RNA, 1788 nt
Organism: Heteronotia binoei (common prickly gecko)
Lineage: Eukaryota; Metazoa; Chordata; Lepidosauria; Squamata; Gekkonidae
Product: zinc finger protein 420-like
Exons: 2
Biological process (GO): regulation of transcription by RNA polymerase II
Cellular component (GO): nucleus
Molecular function (GO): DNA-binding transcription factor activity, RNA polymerase II-specific; RNA polymerase II transcription regulatory region sequence-specific DNA binding
Source: RefSeq, a predicted model, not a curated record